AGAUUUAUACGUAGUCACUAAAUUGAUAUCAUCAUUUCUAUGUCAAUGUUUUGGAGUUGAUGAUUAUAAAACAUGGUUAAGAACCUGUUUCUUUUUAAGGCCUUUGAUUUGAGGAGUGAAGUUGCACACACUAUCCUCAAAAUUCAAAAAAUAUACAAAUAAACUGAGAGAGAAAAGGAAGAGAGUGUGUGGGGGAAAAUGGCAGCAAGGCAAAUGGAAGACAUACAGAGAAAACUGGCGAUGCUGAAUUACCCAAGAGCCAAUGCUCCUGCUUAGUCUCUCCUCUUCGCCGGCAUGGAACGCUACGCUCUUCUCGAGUGGCUCUUCUUCGGCUAUUGGGUGAUAAAUCACCUUUCUCACAACAAAGUACACAAGGGGACGCCAUGGAUCGUGAUGAAGAGACUUCUCACAUCCAAUGGUGAGGGCAUUGAAGGUGGAACAAAUCAACAAGCUUGGGAUAAGUGGUCAAAUGAUGGCACAGAACAGCAAGUAACAAAGCUGAUGGAAGAAGAUGUAGGAGUUGCCAUGCAAUUCCUUCAGUCCAAGGCUCUCUGCAUCAUGCCCAUAUGUAGGAGCUUGGGAUAACUAUUCAUUCUUUUUCCCAGUUUCGUCAAACUAGGAGUGUUUCUCAUGCCUGGAAGAAAAAACCCGAGGCACUUGAUGUCCUUGCCAUAGUCAAGUCCAGGAAGGAAUUUUCCAAAGCUGAAUGGAAGUGCUGGUCUUCUAGUAUCAGUGGUGGGGUUAGUGGUUGAUGACCAAAAUAUUUGGUGGUAAUUGUUUCUUUUUUGGAUAAUGGGUUGUGGGGCAUUUAAAAGGGACA
Quercus lobata is the source of this 820-nucleotide messenger RNA. RefSeq names its product transcription factor UNE12-like. The transcript has 3 exons. The record is from RefSeq and is a predicted model, not a curated record. The coding region runs from base 295 to 585 and encodes 96 amino acids. NCBI's taxonomy places the organism in Eukaryota, Viridiplantae, Streptophyta, Magnoliopsida, Fagales, Fagaceae.